Molecule: messenger RNA, 968 nt
Organism: Prorocentrum cordatum
Lineage: Eukaryota; Dinophyceae; Prorocentrales; Prorocentraceae
Source: the annotation of a GenBank genome assembly
CUCGCGUGCAGCCGAGGAGGGGCCGUCCAGAGAUACCUCCAAGAGGAUAGGCCCUGCGCCGAAGAGCCGCCGCGCGGCCACCACCUCCGCGGCCGGCUCUCCCCCCCGCGCCGCGGCCCGGCGGCGCGCGGCGCGCGUCGCGGGCCCGAUGGAGGGUUGGAAGAAGCUGCUGCUGGCCGCAGGCGGGGCUGCCGGGGCCGCCGCGGUGCUGUACUGCCUGAUAAGGGACGACCGCGAGCAGAGGCCGCAUUCCAGGGAGGUUGCGGCCGCCGCCGAGGGGGAGGAGAAGAAGAAGUUCACCAAGGAGCAGGCACUCAGGAUCCUGCGCGAGGUGGCGGACUCCCAGGAGUCCAUCCGGAAGCACAUGAAGGCACUCACGAAGGGCCUCAUCGACAGCGGCUCCGCGGUUGACUUCGACAGCAUCUACAGCCAGAUCCAUGCCGUGCAGCCGGAGGACCCCCUGGAGCGGCACGGUCUCUCCGUGCCGGACUUCGACCAGCUGCUCAACCAGUACCAGGGGGACCCCGAGGCAGAGGGCAUGGCGAGGAUCAUGGGCUGUGGCGGACGCCGUCGCCGCCACGCGGGGCGACGGCGAGGUUGUAGACGACGCCAAGCUGAUAAAGGUGCACACCUUCAUGAUCGAAGAACUGGAGCGCCUAGUCAGCCACUUCGCGUCCAUCAAGGGCAGCAGGGACUACGACCUGAAGACGGUGACCCUCGCCGUGCAAGCCGCCGUCAGCACCGAGGUGGAGAGGAAGUUCGGGCUGGCCUCGGAGGACAUCGAGCGCGCCGUGUUCCAGAACCACACGAAGCUCGCCACGAAUCAGGAGUUCGCGAACAUCAACGCCCGGAUGCAGCAGAAGAUGGCGGAGCUGAUGGGGCCACUGGCGCCCUGAGGGCCUGCUCCGCGCACCUGCGUCAUCAUCAUCGUCGUCGUCGUCGUCGUCCUCCUCGUCCUCGUCCUCGUC